Diachasma alloeum is the source of this 5118-nucleotide messenger RNA. Its product is annotated as ribosomal protein S6 kinase alpha-5. The transcript has 7 exons. Bases 1005 to 3764 code for a protein of 919 amino acids. Lineage: Eukaryota; Metazoa; Arthropoda; Insecta; Hymenoptera; Braconidae. The record is from RefSeq and is a predicted model, not a curated record. Gene Ontology annotation, molecular function: magnesium ion binding; protein serine/threonine kinase activity; ATP binding. Gene Ontology annotation, biological process: protein phosphorylation; regulation of DNA-templated transcription; intracellular signal transduction.
AAAAAACUUGAGGGAUACUCUCGGAGGGGUGCCAGGAGUGCGUUCACCCAAGUGUACGUUCACGAGGAAUAUAAAAAAACUCGGAGCAUUUGAUUUGCGUGAAAUCCGGUAGAUUGAGGUGGAAGAAAAAACAAUUAGUUUCCAGUGGAUAACAGCCUUGUGUUUCCUUCCCCGGAAGACUAAAAAAACCGUAGAUUGCAUCGGCACGUCGAAAUUCCCCACUUCCAUGUCGAUUGCGGUGGAUUACGAAACGUUAAAUUUCGUGGACAAAACGACUUUCGUGCGUGCUAAGGUCUCGGAGAGCUGUGAGAGAGGGAAAAAAGAAGCCUUGUCCCCGUUAAACUGUGUCAGUAGGAUAACACCAGAUACUGACUUGCAUCAGGACACGAGUGUUUCAUGGAGUGUCUGAGGUAUUGUCGAUGGAAUUGAAAUAAUUAACGCGGAAAAAUUCGGUUUAGAAGCAAAAUCUAAUAAAUCUCGUGCUUCGAUCAACCGUGAGCUUCAAGGCAAACGUUCCGUCCACGUGUCGACACUUUGAUCACGUUCUCGUCUCGAGGCACGUGGGUAACGUUCCCCACACACGCAGUAGUUUUAGUCCUGCUGUUUGUGAGCGAUCAUGCGCACGAGACGGAUGUAGUGACGAAUAAACACUUUGUUUUCCUGCAAUUUUGAGAAACUGAAAUUACGGUAAUAUCGAACUAUUUUCCCCACGUAUUUUCUGACACUUCUCGGGGUUCUUCUCGCGAGGAUAAAAAACAAUACGAUUGUUCGGAGUUGAGUGAUCAGGAGAGGUCGGAAUAUUAUACUCUGUUGAGCUGCUACAUCUGAAUCGAAAGUAAAAAUAAAAAAACCCCGCAGUGGCACAUGAUUUAUGCGUCUAUCAGUGGACAAGUGAUGAAAGAAUGCAGGAUUCUUAGCAGUUGAUUGGGGGAAGGUCAGUCCUUCUGGUCUAGGAAUAUCUAUUGUCUCUAUUGAGAUAUCUGGGAAUCGGUAUUUUUGAAAGAAUGAAGAAUCCAGAGCACGAGAGUGGAUACUUUGAGGAUGGGAGUGAUGUCGAAAUUGUUUUUGAGGAGAAUGCUGUUGGGGAUGAGAGAAAAUGGGGCUCUGGAUCGUAUGGACUCUCUAAGGCCAUACGACAGCUUGACGUCACUGAUUCACCCGCAUCGCCGGAGCCCGUCGAGGAUGAGCAAAAUCAGAACGGAGUUAAUCUUACUGACAGCGCCGGCCAGAGGGUAGACAUGACGCACUUUGAUCUGCUGAAAGUCCUUGGAACAGGAGCUUAUGGAAAAGUCUUCCUCGUGAGAAAGAGAAUUGGCGCUGACGUUGGCCGUCUUUAUGCGAUGAAAGUAUUGAAAAAAGCUACGAUUGUUCAGAAAAAGAAAACAACGGAGCACACUAAAACUGAAAGACAAGUUCUUGAGGCUGUGAGGGACAGUCCAUUCUUGGUGACACUCCACUACGCCUUUCAAACUGAUGCUAAACUUCACUUAAUUUUAGAUUACGUGAAUGGUGGUGAAUUAUUCACCCACCUUUAUCAGCGAGAACACUUCACCGAGGAUGAAGUACGGAUAUACAUCGGAGAGAUUAUUAUUGCACUGGAGCAUUUACAUACGUUGGGUAUUAUUUAUCGCGACAUAAAACUUGAAAACAUACUUUUGGAUCGUGAGGGGCACAUAGUACUCACGGACUUCGGUCUCAGUAAAGAAUUUCUGCCGCACGAGAGGGACAACAAUGCACGGGCAUACUCAUUUUGUGGAACCAUUGAGUACAUGGCACCGGAAGUUGUCCGAGGCGGUUCUGCUGGUCACGAUAUUGCUGUCGACUGGUGGAGCGUAGGAGUAUUGGCUUACGAACUUCUCACAGGAGCCUCUCCAUUUACCGUAGAAGGAGAGAGAAAUACUCAACAGGAGAUAUCACGUAGAAUUCUUAAAACCGAGCCACCAAUUCCAAGCCACUUGAGUCCAGAAGUUCAGGACUUUCUUGCCAGGCUCUUGGUUAAAGAUCCGAGACAAAGAUUGGGGGGUGGACCUGGCGAUGCUAAAGAGCUCAAGGAGCAUCCAUUCUUCAGGAAAGCCCCGAAGCCAUUCAGUUGGUCUGCACUGGAGAAACGAGAGAUUGAACCACCCUUUGUGCCUCAAAUUGCUCACGAACUAGAUACCAGCAAUUUUUCGGAUGAAUUCACGAAAAUGGUAGCUGCUGAUAGUCCGGCGGUUGUACCACCCAAUUAUGACAAAAUAUUUCGGGGAUACUCCUACAUUGCCCCAUCAGUCCUCUUCGGUGACAACGUAGUGUCCGAAGACAUAUUCCGAGACUCAACCCCAGAGGGUCACGCUCCGUCUGCCUCGUCAGUCCUCGCCUCCCGUUUCGAGGAAUCCACAUUUUUCCAGCACUACGAUAUUGACCCGAGGAGAGAAGCCCUUGGCGACGGAAGUUUCUCCGUCUGUCGCCUCUGCAGACAUCGCCAAACGAAACAAGAGUACGCAGUGAAAAUUGUAAGUAGGAGAGUGGACUGUGGCCGAGAAGCGAACCUCCUUCGUGCCUGCCAGGGCCAUCCAAAUGUAGUGAAAUUAAUCGACGUCUACCAAGAUCGAGCCCACACAUACAUAGUCAUGGAAUUGCUCUCAGGCGGUGAACUGCUCCGUUCAAACCGCAAAAUAACUGAGAAAGAGGCCAUCAAAGUGAUGAAACAAUUGGCAUCAGUAGUGCAAUUCAUGCACUCGCGUGGAGUUGUUCAUCGGGACUUGAAGCCUGAGAAUUUGGUCUACGCUCACUCUGGAGCAGAUUCACCAGUGAAAGUCGUGGACUUUGGCUUUGCCAGAUUGAAAAGGUCCUGCGAGCCCCUUCACACUCCGUGCUUCACCCUUCCCUACGCAGCACCGGAGGUCCUGGCUCGACAGGGAUACGACGAGAGCUGUGAUCUCUGGAGUUUAGGGGCAAUCCUGUAUUCCCUGCUCUCUGGGAAGCCUCCGUUCAAGGUUGGCAGUCUAGACCUGGCAAGUAGAAUCAGAACUGGAGAGAUUGACUUCGAUGGGGAUGAGUGGAGGCACAUCAGUCCAGCUGGCAAGGAAAUAGCGAAAGCAUUGCUGGCGACAGAUCCUAAUGAGAGGCUGACAGCGUCAGCUCUGGUUCGUCAUUGCUGGUUAACUGGUAGCUCGGGCACACCUGUUGAACCUCUCCACACUCAGUCCACCUCUGGUAUCAACGAGAAGCCGAAUUCCUUCAAGCUGAAGAAUGUAGAUGGAGCCAAACUGGCGCAGAGGAGGAAACUCCACAAACGAUCGACUUCUUCCUCUGUCUCGUCUUCGGCUUCCACCACGUCGUCCAGUCCCUCUUCUGCUCAAGUGUUGAGACCACCUAGUGCCACAACUUCUAUGACGACCUCGGCCUCCCCAGCCCAACCCAAUGCCUUUGAUUUCGGGGAGGAGAGGGUCAACGAGUAUUUGAGUUCGCUGUCGUCGUCUUCUGAUUCCAAUUCGCCUAGGAGUAUUCUUCUAGAGAGGGAGAGGGUCAGAGAGCCUCUUGAAGCACCCAAAACCAAGAGGAGGAAAAGAGACGAUGGGGAGGAGCAGAACAGCAAUAGCAACAGCAAUAGCAGUGGAAGUGGCCCUGUGACGAGAGCUAGAAAGAGGAAACUCGAGCAGGCGAGUGGGUCUGACAGCUCGGCCGAGUCUUCUGAGACCAGGGGGAAGGUCGAGGGGAAUCUUCAUAGGAAACAGAAGACUGGAAAACGACCCAGGAGGCACGGGGCUGCUGCCAACGAUUAGUAGGAUAGCUUCGUCGUUUUAACUUGAUACAUUUUUUUCAAUCAACUUUUCUGAUUCUUCUCAAAGUGUCUUGGCAGUAUCAAUCAUUCCUAAUUGUACUUCUAGUUGUAGGUACGUAGAAUCAUUUUUUUCAGAGGUUGAGAGGCUGUUUUUGGGUCGAGCAUUGGUGAUAUGUAUCGUAAUUUCCAUGGGAAGAUUCGUUUCAAUUGCUGGGAUGCAAGAAUAAUUAUUUUUUCAUUUCAACUAAUCUGAAUGUGUCCAAGAGGUCUUGAAAUUAUUGUUAAUUUAGUCAAAUACAGAGUGCGAAUAUUUUCUAUUGAUAAAUUAUCAUUAUUUUGGUAAUUGACCGAUGGAAGACUCAACGAAUAGCGGACAGGAUUUCCUUUUUCCGAACAUAGUGAUAUAAUGUUGAGAAAAUUGUUUUCUAUGAAAGGCAUUAGCCCAUUCGAUGGUGGGCAACUGGUAGGAAGUUACCAAAAGACUAUUGAUUUUAUUUUUCAAUUCGUUGGAAAUAAAUGACGAGAUUUCUCGUAGAAUACUACUGACGAAUAUGCCUUUAAAAAGUGAGAGACAAGUUUGAAAAUUCAUUGACUGUUUAACCUGACGUGUGGUGUUUGUUGGAAAAUGGCAAUUUAUUUAGAGAAAAAAAUAAUAAAAAAUUGUAUACUAUGGUAAAGACUGAAAAGGUUGUAUACCAACUCAGGGAACAGGAUUGAGAUGUUAAUUAUCGGCGCAACAAUCAGACGAAUGAGAAAUAAUAUGCAUAAUCGGUACGAGGCGAUUUAAUACGCACAUCAACCAAAGACGACUGAAGCAUCACUGCUGUAAGACCAAAAAGAAUUCGAUGAAUUUAAAAUGAAUUUACACAUGAUGACUUGUAACCGAAGGAUAACUAAUUCACACGUCAUUCGACACAUGAACAUUUAUGUAAAACACUCGCAGAUAGAAACAAAAAAUGAAUUAUAUAUAUUAUUAUAUAUCGAAGAAGAACUCUAUAUUAUACAAGAAUUGUCUAUAUUUAAUAUUAGAGAUAACAAACUAUUCUUUAAUGAGAAAACCUUAAGAGUCAUUAUUGAUUAUUGAGUAAUACCGAACGAAUGGGGGAGAUGGCAUUGUUCUUUUGUUCUAUUCUGUUCUGUUCUACUUGAAAUCCAUCAAUUUUCAAUGAUAAGAAAUUGAGGGGAUUAUAGUACACUUAUCAAUAGGUAUAUUUUUAUCGAGCAUAAUAACGUAAUCCAAAUUCGAGAUUAGAUAUUUCGAGGAGAAUUAUUUCGUUUAUAUGGAUUAUAAAAAACACGUCUACCUUUGUUAUUGCUGAUUGUUAAAAUAAAUCAUAUUGUGAUGUUCAAAACUA